Cotesia congregata is the source of this 939-nucleotide messenger RNA. The record is from the annotation of a GenBank genome assembly. Lineage: Eukaryota; Metazoa; Arthropoda; Insecta; Hymenoptera; Braconidae.
AUGAGUAAAAUGUAUUCAACUGCCAAUUUGACGGACAAGGAGCUCAAGGAACAAGGAAAUCGAUUGUUUAGUCUUCACAAGUACGAGGAUGCUGCUAAUUGUUAUUCAAAAGCUAUUAUUAAAAAUCCAGCACAAGCGCCAUACUUUACAAAUCGCGCUCUGUGUCAUUUAAAACUUAAAAGAUGGGAAUCCUCAUGCCAGGAUUGUCGCCGUGCUUUAGACAUGGAUCCAUGUUUGGUCAAGGGUCACUUUUUUUUAGGCCUAGCACUUUUAGAACUUGAGGCGUUUGAUGAAGCGAUAAAACAUCUCCAGCGUGCUGUCGAUUUAGCCAAAGAACAAAAGCUCAACUACGGCGAUGACAUGACCAGUGUGUUGAGGCAAGCGCGUAAACGACGUUUUCAAUUAAAAGAAGAGCAGCGACUUGCUCAGGAUAUUGAACUACAGACUUAUCUGAAUCAGCUGAUUCUGGAGGAUGCCGAGCGACAUAUGGCAACUCUCGACGAACAAAUAAGAUCAGCCAGUGAAAAAAAUUAUCGUCAAGACUCGAGUGACGGAGGAAACAAUAAAACUACCGACGCCGAGUCAUCAGCAACUGCACAAGCCAUGUCUAUUAACAGGCAGGAAAUAGAGAGUAAAAAAGAGACUGCUAUUACUCGUCUUAAUGAUCUUUUUGCUAAAGUUGAUGAGAGACGAAGAAAACGAGAAGUUCCAGAUUAUUUAUGUGGAAAAAUAAGUUUUGAAAUACUUCAAGAGCCAGUAAUUACACCCAGCGGUAUCACUUAUGAACGUAAAGAUAUUGAGGAACAUUUACAGCGAGUUGGUCAUUUUGAUCCUGUUACUCGUGUACGUCUUACUCAAGAUCAAUUAAUCCCAAAUCUGGCGAUGAAAGAAGUUGUUGAUGCUUUCUUACAAGAUAAUGAAUGGGCAUUAGACUAUUAA